This is a messenger RNA of Endocarpon pusillum Z07020, 7047 nucleotides long. RefSeq lists its product as uncharacterized. Gene Ontology annotation, molecular function: molecular adaptor activity. Gene Ontology annotation, cellular component: P-body; CCR4-NOT core complex. Lineage: Eukaryota; Fungi; Ascomycota; Eurotiomycetes; Verrucariales; Verrucariaceae. Gene Ontology annotation, biological process: nuclear-transcribed mRNA catabolic process, deadenylation-dependent decay. Bases 1 to 7047 code for a protein of 2348 amino acids. The transcript is spliced from 4 exons. The record is from RefSeq and is a predicted model, not a curated record.
AUGAACUCAUUUCCCUCCCCUCAACCCUUGACUACACCUGGCUCAGAAAACACCUCUGCUUCGAGAGCUGCUCGAGCGCAGCCGACCGCGUGGGGUCUAUCCUCCCAACAGCCUCCUUCUCGCCGUGGCCUUGCACCUCUGUCCACGAACCUUACCUCCAAUUCUGCACUGGGCCCAUCCUUCCGUCGCGCAACAGCAUCCAAUAGCCCAGGCCCACAUAACCCGCCAGCCUCGCCGCUCGGUACAACCUUUUCCUCUGUUCUGACCUCUUCCAACCGGCUCGGUGCUAGUCGCAAUCCCUCUUCCGGCUCUUCUACCACUUCACCCUGGAGCCUCUUUCAAGCUGGCUCCCAACAGCCUUCCCCCUCACAACCUGGCCAAUCUCUCACAUCACCAAGAUCGAGAACCCUCACAUCCUCAUCACAUCUGGCGUCGAAUACAAAUUCGCUCAAUUCCUCACAGGGGGGCGGUGGAGGUAGUGGAGGUGGAGGUCCGACAAGCACUUCUCGAGGAGGAGGAACAUUUUCACCACCCUUAUCAGGAACAAAUAUAAGUUCCCCCACAGGAUUCGCUUCCGAGAAGCCCAACAACUUGGGGUCAGGGUCGGGCUCAUCCGUCGCUGGUCAAGCGUCGCUGUCUAAGAUAUCGGUUGCCCAGGUGCUACUGCUUCUAGACUCCAUUAGCGAAAAGGAAGGCAAACCGAAGUGGGACUCCAAAGCAGAUCAAAUUCGAAAGUUGGUUGAUUCAAACGGCAUGGAUGUGUUCUCAAAGUAUUUCCGUCGUCUUGUGUCUGGAAAUGCCUCGCAGAUCUUCCCCAGUUCCAGCACCAAAAGCUCUGAAAAUGCAGGAAACUACCCCAUACUGGUCGAGGAGAUGCGCAAGGUCAUUCGUGAUCCCAGCCAAGCAUUGAAAAUUGCAGAGUCGAUCGAUGGCUCGGACGGCGAUAUCUUCCGCGAUUUUGACCUCGUCACAUUUGUGGACCACUUUAAACUCGAUCCCAUUGCUCAGAGUACCCUCGGGUUCGCGUUCCGAAGAUGUGGUAGAAACGAUCUGAGAACGAAAGCUGACAGCCUGCUUAAACAAACAAGCGCAACCGUUUUGCAAAGUCUUGCACGACCCCAAGAUUCAAACAAAGAUGCUAGUCUGGUUGUCAUCCGACGAUUAAUCGAGAGCUUCGCCAUCACCUCUCCUAUCACCCUUAACGAAGAAGGAAAAAUUGCUCUUGACUGGGCCGUAAGACAACGCUUUUCAGUGAUGCAACAAGAAACUCCUGUAGAGGUCAACUCUGCCUUGCAGCUGUUGUGGAUUUCAACUGAAGCUCAGGAGGUGGUGAAGAGGUUGCACCACAAUGGAACAAGGAGUACAGCGUCUGUCGAGGCUGCUGAGGACCUUCUAACGUCGGUUGGCAUCGAGAAACUGUCCGAGGCAGAGGUUUCGAGUGCUCUGUUGUAUAUAGCCUUCACCUCUGAUUACCUUCACCACGACGCGGGCAACUUCCUCAGCGCCGUGAAGUCCAAGUUGAACAGCAGGAGCUUCACCUGGCAGCUUGUGCUUGAAGGGUUCGACCAAGGAGGCUAUCGCGUCACCUCAGAGCAGUUCCUCUUCCUUUUCCGUGCCCUUCUACCUAUCGCCCUGGAAGAUGAGGCGAUGGACCUACAACGCCUUUGGAGCGGCAAGUGGCAAGAAACAGAUACACAACUGUCAUUCCUGAAGGCAUUUUUGUUCACAUCAGCCGAGUCAUUCUCCUUCUGGGAAGCACCACGUUAUCGCCCAGCAUAUACUCUCGAACUUUUCGAAGGCGCCUCCGAGGAAGUAUUGUUGCGGGCGCGCGCUGGCCUGAUGAACCAAUAUUCCUCACUCGCAGCAGUCACGACUAUCUUUGAUUUAGCUUUGGUCGCAGAUGAUGUGUCGAUCAGUGUACCAGACAGGGACGAUAUCAUCGGCCAUUUCAUCCAGAACAACCUGGCUGUGUUCGUCGUGUCUGCGCUCAGCAUACCACAGCCAUGGACAAGCAAUCAGACCCUCUUUCUUUUCAAAUGCUUCCGGGUUUUCAUGUUGAAGCAAAAUAGUGACUACCCCUUCGCCCUUGAAGGCGCAUGGCGGCAGAGCCCCGAGUGGGUCUUCCAGCAACUGCACCAGCUCUUUGUCUAUGAUCCAAUGACGACCAACACAAUCUUCGAUCUUGCUCGGGAAUUCGGCUGGAUGGACUAUCUGCUGAAAUUCAUGGUACCACUGUCACUUGAUCUCGCAUGCAGGCUUCAUCGAGAAUCAGAACUGGACAUUGAGGAUUGGGUCAAAAAGAAGGGAGAGGGGCAUCCAGCAGAACACGUUGCUGCAACUCUGAAGCGCUUUCUCCAGAUCAAGGCAGAGGAUGAGACCAGAGUACAGCGACGGGAUCAGCCCGGACCAACAUCGGUGACAAUGGCGGUGAAGACGGUCUUUGCUUUGCUUAAUACACUGGAAGACUUUGUCAGCGACCCUGAAAUCUUGACUCCGAUUCAACAGAAGUGUGUUGCCACAUAUCCGCGUCUGAUCAACUACGGGGAAGGCUUCGACGAAAUCAUUGACCGGAAUGGUGAAGGUGGGAACGGUCUCUCUGAGGAUAUCGACAAGCAAAUGCAGGAACUUCUCGGGAAAAUGUAUCGUGAGGAAUUGUCGUUUCGAGAAGUACUGGAGCUGAUGCGGCGGUACAAAACGUCGCAAGAUCCUGCUGAGCAAGAUCUUUUUACAUGCAUCGUUCACGGACUUUUCGACGAAUAUAACUGCUACCACGAGUACCCUCCCGAGGCUCUGAUGAAGACUGCUGUUAUGUUUGGCGGCAUCAUCAAUUUCAGGCUGAUAUCUGGCAUACCACUCAAAGUUGGCCUGGGUCUCAUCCUUGAUGCGGCUAGGAACAGUCAAGCAGAUGAACCAAUGUACAAAUUCGGUGUGGAGGCCCUUGAACAGCUUACUGGCAGGCUUCCGGAAUGGGCUGGCGUAUGCAACAUUUUAGUCCAGAUCCCAACACUUCGCAGCACGACCAUCUACCAAAAAGCAGAGGAAGUCUUACGCGAGCAGGGACAUGACUUUGAUGCUGAAUCCGACCUCAACGGUGUCAAUGGACUGCCGGAUGCUCUAGCUCUUACUAACGGUAACCUCGAUGAGCUUCUUGCGCCUGAUAUGUCAGCGAACAACUUUCGUGCUCUCCACGCGGAUCCUCCUACGACCAGAUACGUAGAGCCAGAAGAAAGUGCACAAGAGGCUAUCUCAUUUGUGCUCAAUAACAUUUCACCAGACAACCUGGAGGAGAAACUCGAAGCUAUGGAAGAGGCCCUUAAAGAGGAGUAUUAUCAGUGGUUCGCAAGACAACUUGUCGAAAACCGAGCCAAAACUCAGCCAAACUACCAGCAGCUAUAUCUAGACAUUGUUGAGAAGCUCGAAAACCGACCUUUGAUGUCCGAGGUCCUGCGUACCACUUACGCCUGUGCCAUCAAACUGUUGAAUGCAGAUUCGACCAUAAGUUCGAGCCAGGAGAGAGCGCACCUGAAGAACAUUGGUGUCUGGCUUGGUCUGCUGACAAUUGCCAAAGAUAAGCCCAUCAAGCACAAGAACAUCUACUUUAGAGAUCUGCUCCUGGAGGCAUUUGACACGCAGCGGCUUGUAGUUGUCAUCCCGUUCACUUGCAAAGUACUAGUGCAGGGCGCAAACUCCACCGUCUUCAAGCCUCCGAAUCCGUGGCUCAUGGAUAUCGUUGCUUUGCUCAUGGAGCUCUAUCAUUACGCCGACCUGAAAUUGAACCUCAAGUUCGAGAUUGAAGUCUUAUGUAAAGAACUCAAAAUGGAUCCCAAGAAUCUAGAGCCGUCCACGAUGGUUCGAGAUCGCCCGAACCAGAUAGAAGAGGAACUGGCUGUCGCUCCAAAUAUGCCCGAUGGGCUUGACAUGUUCGAGGACUUAUCUUUGGCGAGCAUCAAUCGAACUGGUCGGAACGAGCGACUUUCGCCAACUGCCAUCAUGUCUGGUCUACCUCAGCUUGAGAAUCGGAUCAAGUAUCCCCCAUCGCAGGAGCCUGAAGCUGUGCGAACUAUUGUUAAUGAGGCCUUUACACAAGCUGUUGAGGAGAUCAUUGCGCCUGUGGUCGAGCGCUCAAUCACCAUUGCUUCCAUUUCAACCGCACAACUGAUUCAGAAGGAUUUUGCCUGCGAGAUUGACGACGAAAAGAUCCGCUCGGCAGCAAGACAGAUGGUUAAGGCUUUGGCCGGCAGCCUCGCGCUUGUGACAUGUAAAGAGCCACUGAGGAUGAGUAUCAGCAACUACAUUCGUCGACCACGAGUGGACGUUUCUGACCAGGGACUUUCAGAAGGCUUGACCAUUAUGUGUGUCAAUGACAAUCUGGACAUGGCUUGUGCUUUCGUAGAGCAAGCUGCCGAAGAACGUUCGAUCAUCGAGAUUGAGCGUUUCCUUGAGCCAGACCUCGAAGAGCGCAGACGCCACAAGGCUACCCGGCCCAACGAACCCUUUGUGGCUCGCAAUCUGAGCCGAUGGUCCAUGUUCAUUCCCGAACCAUAUCGUCAGGGAUCGCAAGGCCUCAAUGAGGCACAGCGGGAAGUUUACGAGAGCUUUGGUAGACAACCUCGUGCAAUUGUCGCCAACCACAUGCAGUCCGGUUCUGCGGACUCGACAGGUAGACAGCUGCCAGAUGUACUCCAGGAGCCUUUCACUACGAUGCCGAAUCUAUCCACGCCAGGUGAACAACCAGCUGUUCCGCACGCUUCGCAGAAUCAAGCGGAAGCUCGACUGAAUCUACCAGCCUUGCCGGCGCCGAACCCGCAGUCUCACAUGAACGGAUUUACGGAUACUGUUUCUCCACAAGAAAAGAUCCAGAACCUUAUGGAGGAGAUCCAGCUCGCCGCUCGGUCAGGUUCAGCAGAGAGCGUCAAAGACUUGUCUCCCGAAGAUUCUCUGUUGUCUAGCUUUCAGCAAGUUUUCCAGACUCUGACCACAUCAGCGCGUCCCAACGGCGAGAUCUUGGCACGUUUUGUGGCCGAAAAGAUCUGCACCUCGCUCUACAGCGAUGCUGAGAGCAAACUUGAGAUUGAGGUUCUAGCUUUGAUGCUUGCCAAGAUUUGCCAACUCUCAGAUUUAGUUUAUCGCGACGUCUUCCGCUGGAUGACCAACCAAGAGGAAAGUCAUAUCACCAAUGUCCCUGUCACGGUGGCCUUGAUCAAAGCAGGGUUGAUGGAAUUUUCCAGAAUCGAUACAAUACUGAGCAAGGCUAUCUUACAAAACAGUGACCACGCUCUCAAUCUUCUGUCAGACCUGCUCGAUCAACUCUUGUUCACCACUGAGCCAGUAGCGCUGCGCGCCGAUUUCACCUGCAGUCUUGAAGCCAUGAAUCAAUGGCUCGCUGAAGAACCAAGCCUCACUGUUGCCUCAGAGAUAACCCGAAAGCUACGCGAAACUGGCGUGCCGGAGACCAUCAACGGUGCCGUGUCUGAUGAGAUGUCAGCAAAGCAAGACCAACUAGAGUACAUCUUCAGUGAAUGGGUUCGCGUGUAUCAGAACUCAGCUACAUCCGACCGCACUUACGCAGCGUUUCUCAAGGAUAUGCACCAGAAGCAGGUCAUCAAUAAUCAGGGAGACUCAGCGGCGUUCUUUCGCUUCUGUAUCGACAUCUGUGUUGCUACUUUUGAACAGGAGGCGCUUAGUCCUGCAGGAAGCCUGAGUGAUGCCUAUCUUCAUACCGAUGCGUUGGGCAAACUCAUCAUUCUCUUGGUCAAGCUCCAAGGUGAAGCAAAUGGUGCAGUGAAGAUCAAAAAGGGUGGAUACUUGAACUCGAUCUUGUCGGUGGUGGUUCUCGUUCAAAACCAUCAUCAAGUCAUGCGUGGGGAUCGUUUCAAUCAGCGAGUAUUCUUCCGCCUCUUUUCCAGCCUCCUCUGCGAAUAUUCGCUUGAAAAUCUUCACGCCACACCAGAACACAAAGACAUGAUGCUAGUCCUUGCCGAGACCUUCCUGGCAUUGCAGCCUGCUCACUUCCCUGGCUUCGCUUAUGCAUGGAUGAACUUGGUAUCCCAUCGUGUUUUCAUGCCUGCUUUGCUCAAUCAAUCGGACGAAGCUGGCUGGGACAUGUACUGUCUCAUCGUGCAGACCAUGAUCCACUAUAUUGGUGAACAGCUCAAGCCAACGCGCUUCACCCCAAUCACUCAAGAUCUCUACAAGGGCGUCCUCAGAAUCCUGCUGAUCCUCCACCAUGACUUCCCUGAGUUUGUGACUGAGAAUCACUUCCGCCUGUGCAAUGCUAUUCCUGUCCAUUGCACGCAACUCCGAAAUCUGGUCCUUAGCGCGUGCCCUUCGUCGUUUCAAGAACUACCCGAUCCAUUCACAGGAGGCUUGAAGGUAGAUCGUCUGGAGGAGAUGAAGAAGCCGCCGGUCAUUGCUGGUGAUGUCAGGGCACCACUCGAGGAAGCGGGUUUGGACACAGUCGUUGAAGCUGGACUGCGCAAAGGUGGGGAUUUGGACACUGCCGUGUCGAAGAUAUGCGAAGUGAUCUAUGACCCCAGAGACAAGCACACUGGAGUUGAGUUUGUCACCAUCAAUGUUGACGUGCCGAUGAUGAAUGCUCUCGUGCUCUACGUUGGACAAGACGCUCUCAGUGUUAGCUCAGCUAGAUUUGACCCGGCUUCUCCCCACUUUCAGCUCUUCAGCAAGCUUGCGAAGGCGUUUUCUUCUGAGGCGCGGUAUCAUUUCUUCAACGCAAUGGCCAAUCAACUCCGUUACCCAAACAACCACACCAACUAUUUCUGCAACACGCUGCUGCAUAUUUUCGGCGUUGAGCGGGUUGAUCAGCAAGAGUCGGAUAUCCGUCAGCAAAUCGUGCGUGUCAUAUUAGAGAGGCUGAUUGUUAAUCGACCACAUCCAUGGGGCAUGCUCAUCACGUUGUUAGAACUGGACCGAAACACAGCAUACAAAUUUUGGGAGUUGCCAUUUAUUGCAGCUUCUCCUGAAAUCAAGCGCCUGUUUCAAACUCUCUCCAGCCAUGUCCACCAGACGCGUCCCACGAUUCUCGGCUGA